Megalops cyprinoides (Indo-Pacific tarpon) is the source of this 1131-nucleotide messenger RNA. RefSeq names its product HAUS augmin-like complex, subunit 1 (gene haus1). Gene Ontology annotation, cellular component: HAUS complex; cytosol. NCBI's taxonomy places the organism in Eukaryota, Metazoa, Chordata, Actinopteri, Elopiformes, Megalopidae. The record is from RefSeq and is a predicted model, not a curated record. The transcript is spliced from 9 exons. Bases 88 to 1119 code for a protein of 343 amino acids. Gene Ontology annotation, biological process: centrosome cycle; spindle assembly.
UUCGAAAAGUAACUUCUUGUUUACUCUUACUCCUAGCCGUAUUACGCUGUAAACCAAUAAAGACACCGAGGUCGAUAUCCGUGACCAAUGAAAAGAAGUUUACCCACAUUUUUUUUCUACCUCAAGAGGCAAUACUCAUUGGCGGGACAGAUUCCAUAUGACCAAUGUAAUUCGCUCUCAUUUCCCCGCAAGAAGGGCGGCCAGGAAGAAAACAGAGGCGGGAGUUGCAGGGAGCAUAACAAGCUCACCGCUGUGAACAUGUGUGAGAAGAUAACGAAGGUUAGCCAAUGGCUCACUAAGAUAUUCGGCGACCAAAUUACUCCAGAGUAUGAAGUUAACACUCGGACUGUUGAGAUACUGUACCAACUGGCAGAGAACAGUGAAGUCAGAUGCAGUGAGGUGUCUCUGCUCAUAGAGGAUCACAAACAAAAAGCCAUUGAGUAUCAGUCAGAUGGUUGCCAUCUACAGGAAGUUCUAUUACAAGGUGUCGGCUUGUCCUCCGGCAGUCUGUCGAAACCAGCCUCGGAUUACAUGGCUGCACUUGAAGCCAUGGCCAUGGUCCUUAAAGUGAGGGACACAUCGCUGACGAGUUUUGUGCCUGCAAUAAAUGGCCUGACCAAUGAGCUUGUGGAAGCUGAGAAAAGAGGCAGAAGAAUGGAAAGGGAUCUUACCAUCAUCAGGAAGAAACUGGGGUCUGCCCUUGUACUACGGAAGACCUUACAGGAGGACCUCAAAAAAACAAUGAAAAACCAAGAGGUAGAGAAUGCUAAGGCUGAAGAAAGACUCCUCAACAUGGACUUUGUCAAAGCAAAAUCCAAGGACUUGUCGUUCAGAAUAAAGAUGGCAGAGGAGAAGCUGGCCUCCAGGAAAAUGGAGGAACCCUUAACCCAUGAAGCAAUACUAGAAGUCUCAGAGAAAAUGGCAAAGUUGAAGCAAGAGAUCUUACCCCUGACGAAGAAACUGGAAUCUUACAAAGACUUGACCCCUAGCCCGUCUCUUGCACGAGUGAAAAUUGAAGAAGCAAAGCGAGAACUGGGUUCAAUUGAUGCUGAGCUGGAAAUGAAAGUGGACAUCAUGAACAUCAUGGUGCCCAAACAACAUGGAAGAUCUCUGAAAUGAAGAUUUUGGGGG